AUGGAUUCUUCUUCUUCUGUGUUUGCUAACAUCGUUCGAGCUCCUGAAGAUCCCAUUCUAGGAGUGACAGUUGCAUAUAACAAGGAUAGCAGCCCUAAUAAGUUGAAUUUGGGUGUUGGUGCUUACCGAACUGAGGAAGGGAAGCCUCUGGUUUUGAAUGUAGUGAGACGAGCAGAGCAGAUGUUAGUGAAUGACAAUUCUCGGGUCAAAGAAUAUCUUCCCAUUGUUGGACUUGCUGAUUUUAACAAAUUGAGUGCCAAGCUCAUUUUUGGUGCUGAUAGUCCAGCCAUACAAGAGAAUAGAGUCACUACUGUCCAGUGCUUGUCCGGUACUGGUUCUCUCAGGGUUGGGGCUGAGUUUCUUGCUAAGCACUACCACCAACUCACAAUUUACAUCCCAAAUCCCACGUGGGGAAAUCAUACCAAAAUCUUCACUCUUGCAGGAUUGUCUGUGAAGACAUACCGCUACUAUGAUCCUGCAACACGUGGGCUGGAUUUCCAAGGCUUGCUUGAGGAUCUUGGAGCUGCACCAUCAGGAUCUAUAGUGCUUCUUCAUGCGUGUGCUCAUAACCCAACUGGUGUUGACCCAACCAAUGAACAAUGGGAGCAGAUCAGACAGUUGUUGAGAUCAAAAGGGUUGCUACCCUUCUUUGACAGUGCUUAUCAGGGUUUUGCUAGUGGUAACCUAGAUGCAGAUGCCCAGUCUGUUCGCAUGUUCGUUGCAGAUGGUGGUGAAUGUUUUGCAGCUCAGAGUUAUGCAAAAAACAUGGGACUCUAUGGGGAACGUGUUGGUGCUCUCAGCAUAGUUUGCAAGACAGCAGAUGUUGCAAGUAGGGUUGAGAGCCAGUUGAAGCUUGUGAUAAGGCCCAUGUAUUCUAAUCCACCUAUUCAUGGUGCAUCGAUUGUGGCGACCAUUCUCAAAGACAGGGAUAUGUUCAAUGAAUGGACUGUUGAGCUGAAAGCAAUGGCUGACCGGAUUAUCAGCAUGCGCCAACAACUGUUUGAUGCUUUAUCUGCUAAAGGCACUCCAGGCGACUGGAGUCACAUUAUCAAGCAAAUUGGAAUGUUUACUUUCACUGGCUUGAACACCGAACAAGUUGCCUUCAUGACCAAGGAGUAUCACAUUUACUUGACAUCUGAUGGGAGGAUAAGCAUGGCAGGUCUUAGUUCCAAGACAGUCCCUCAUCUGGCAGAAGCUAUACAUGCUGCUGUUACCCGUGUUGACACUUACUGCGCAGUUUCAACAGGACUAGUUUAUGCUUUGCAGUGCGAAUCUUAA
Dovyalis caffra is the source of this 1278-nucleotide messenger RNA. The record is from the annotation of a GenBank genome assembly. NCBI's taxonomy places the organism in Eukaryota, Viridiplantae, Streptophyta, Magnoliopsida, Malpighiales, Salicaceae.